Penicillium verhagenii is the source of this 309-nucleotide messenger RNA. RefSeq lists its product as uncharacterized. The record is from RefSeq and is a predicted model, not a curated record. The transcript has a single exon. The coding region runs from base 1 to 309 and encodes 102 amino acids. Lineage: Eukaryota; Fungi; Ascomycota; Eurotiomycetes; Eurotiales; Aspergillaceae.
AUGUCGUCUCAAGACUGGUGCAUCCUGUGCUUGGAACAUAACGAGGAAUUCAGCGAUAUCUUCCCCCUACUGAUACACCUCAAGCAGCGCCACCAUUUCCAAAUUGCUCUACAUGUCAUGCCCUAUUCCCCCGAAGGGCCACAACCUGAUACAGACUGGGUGUGCCACGAGUGUUAUCCAUGCUGCAGGAAGACAGGCGAUCUUGCCAUAUGGAAACACAUCUGGGAAGAUCAUUUCAUGGCCUUAGACUGUCUGUUCGGCAGAGCAGAGAAUGCAUCCAGCAAUCUCGAUGCCGGCUUUGAGGGCUGA